AUGCCUCCAAAAAAAGGAAAAGGAAAAGGAAAAAAAGAAAAAAAAGCAGCUACUGCUCCAGAAUAUGUUCCAGAAAAGAAAUUAAGUGAAAAUGAUAAGAAAUUUUAUACAAUGCAAAUUCAAUUACUUGAAAAACAAUACGAAAAAUAUCAACAACGAUGUACUGACUUAAAAGAUCGACAAAAAGUAGAAUUAGAUCAAGUUAAAACAUUAGAACAAGAUUUUGAAAUGCUUAAAUAUGCAAAAAAACAAGUUGAAAUUAAAGAAGAAGAAAUAGCUGAUUUAAAAGAUCGUCUUAUUGGUUUAGGACAAGCAAAAGAACUUGAAAAAGAUAUGUUACAAAAACAAUUAAAUGAUUUAAAAAAUGAAAUUCAUGAUUUACGUGAACGUUAUGAAGCUGAAAAUAGUGAAUUACGAAAUCAAGUUGCUGAUUUGGAAAUUUUUCGUGCUAAACAAGAUAGUUAUUUAGCUCGACGACAGCAACAACAAGAUACGCUUCAAUUUCGACAAGAAGAUCAUGUUAAAAAAUUAGAAAGUAUCAAGAAAAAGGAUCAAACUGAUCGUGAUCGAUUAAUAAAAGAUAUGGUACAAAAAAUGAAUCACGUUGCAGCUGAUUUUCGUCGAGCAUCAAAUAAACAAAUGGCUGAGACAACAAAAAGAACAAUUAAUGAAAAUGCGCGUAUUGAACAAACUGUAAAUGAUAUGGAAGAUGUUGCAACACGUGUUCAUCAUGAAAAUGAACAAAUUCUAGAUGGAAAUAAUCAUUUAAAUAUGGGAAUUCAAACAUUAAGACAAAAAGAACAACAACAUGCUUUUCAACAUGCUACUUCAGCGGAGAUCAUUCAAUUACUUGCAAAUAUGUUACAAAAUCAAGAAGAAAUUAUUGUGAAAAAACAAGAACAAAUUGCACAAGUAGAUAUCGCUGAAAGACGUAUAAAAGAAUUACGUUCAUUAAUUUUUAAUAAUGAAAAAAAUUAUCCGGAUAUUCGUCAACAAAACAAAUCAUUUGAUGAAAAAUUAGAUGAACUUAAUAAAUUAAUAGCUGCAGCAACAAAAGAGAAAGCUAUUAUACUUUCCAAUUUACGACAAGCUAUUCUGCUUGUUACAGAAACACUAAAGAUUAAAGAUGAAGACAAAAGCGCACUUGUUCCUAUAGAGCAAGUUGGACAAACAAUUACUCCCGAGACGACUGGCAAUCUUUUUGAGCAACUUUAUAAAAUUUUAACAAGUACAGAAGAAAUAGAUGUUGACGAACAACAGCAAUCAUCUAAUAUUGAUUUCAAUCGUUCAACAUUAAAUAUUAGAGAUCCAGGCAAACGUCGUGAUAAUCUUUCCUAUACGAUCGGUGAUAUUGGUUUUGUUCCACGUCGUGAUGCUGUUCUAUUAACAAAUUUUGAUAAAAUGCAACAACAAGUUUAUCCAGCUCGUGAACGUGAUACAAUUAGACGUGCAGCAAAAAUUUCAGUUGCCGUGCAAACACCUGGUCUUGGUCGAGGCUCAUUUGGUUCGGAUGUAUCACUUGAUCGUCUAGGUCCGUUUGAUAAUGGUAUUAAUAAAUCAACCCGUGAACAAUUUAAUCGACCUACAUUUGGACCAAAACCUCGUGUACCUUAUGCUAUGUCAGCAACGAAUCGUAUUGUGCAAUGUCUUUUUUGA
This is a messenger RNA of Rotaria sp. Silwood2, 1656 nucleotides long. NCBI's taxonomy places the organism in Eukaryota, Metazoa, Rotifera, Eurotatoria, Philodinida, Philodinidae. The record is from the annotation of a GenBank genome assembly.